Messenger RNA from Aphidius gifuensis, 1602 nucleotides. RefSeq names its product acidic phospholipase A2 PA4. Lineage: Eukaryota; Metazoa; Arthropoda; Insecta; Hymenoptera; Braconidae. The transcript is spliced from 4 exons. Gene Ontology annotation, biological process: arachidonate secretion; phospholipid metabolic process. The coding region runs from base 247 to 948 and encodes 233 amino acids. The record is from RefSeq and is a predicted model, not a curated record.
UGACGUGCCAUCAAAGCAUCAGUCUAUUGCUGACCGUUGUAAGAGAAUAUCAAAUAGAAAUUUUUUUUAUUUUAAUCCUUAAAAGAGGAAUAUAGUUGAAAAUAAAUAAACAUCUUUCGUAUCUGCAAACAAAAGAGUUCUUGUAUAUUUUGAAAUAUUAAAAAUCUUUCAUUUAAAAAAAAUAUUUUUUUGCCAUUUUUAUAUUUCAAUAAAAAUUCAUAUCUACAAACUAAAUAAAUUCAAAAAAUGAUGUGCAUAAUGAUGCUGAUGAUGAUGAUGAUACUUGGUUUGUCGUCAAGUAUAAAUGCAAGUGUUCUUGUUGCUGAUAAUACAAUGUCAAGAAUGGUUGAAUUAAAUGCUGAUGCACCAUUUUGUUCAUUGUACACUGAUCGUGGUGUUAUACAAAGAAUGAUAUUAAGUACUGAUCCAAAAAAAGUCAGACAAAUGUCAGCAAAUCUUGUUGCUGAUCUGGAAGAGACAUGCAAAGAAUUGAACAAAGGAAAGAAUCAAACACCAGGUGGUGGACUUAUUUAUCCAGGUACAAAAUGGUGUGGACCUGGUACAACAGCUCAGUCAUAUGAUGAUCUUGGACCAGAACAUAGAAAUGAAGAUUAUUGUUGUCGUGAACAUGAUCAUUGUCAAAAUGUCAUUAAUCCAGAUCAGUGUAUUCAUGGUAUAUGCAAUAAUUCACCAUUUACAAGAUCACACUGUGAUUGUGAUGCUAAAUUUCGUAGAUGUUUACAAAAUUUAAAUACAGAAGUUGCUAAUACACUUGGAGCAUUAUUUUUCAAUGUCAUACAAGUUAUUUGUUUCAAGGAGAGACGUCCAUGUUCACAGUGGCAAAAAAUUGGAUAUGGUGAAGAUGAGUCAAAUCAUCUGUGUUCUAUGUACAAGUUUCGACCAAGCGAAAAAUACGUUCCAUUGAUGCCGCUUAAUUUGAACAUGUGAAUUCGAAAGCAACAAAAAAAUGGAUAUGAUUAAUUUUAAUUUAAUUCCAUUGCUGGAAUUCAAGUAUAAAAUUUGAAUUAUUAUUGACAAUUAUUUUUAUUUUAAUUCACAUUUUGAAUCAAAUAUAAAAAUUUAAUUUUCAAAACUAGAAUUUAUUUUUUUUAUAACGAAAAAAAAAAAACUAAAAUUCAUACAAACUUAAUUAUUAUUUUUAAUUAAUAUAACCAAGUAUCUAAUUCAAAAUAAUUUAUAAAUAAUAUUAAUAUAACUAGCAUGGAAAAAGUAAAAUGUGAUAUAGAAAAAAAAAAAAUCAACUAAAAUAAGAUUUGGUUUGAAAAAAAAAAUCUACCAUGACAAAUUAAUUAAAUCAAAACAAAUAAUAUAUUUUUAAUAAUUAUAAUAACAAUAAUAAUAUAAUAAAAAAAUAAACUGUAAAUUGAUAAAAAAAAUUAAUCAAUAUUUUAUCAAAAAAAAAAAAUCAAUUAAAAUUUCAGGGAGCAAAUAAUAUUAAGUUGAUUAAUUAAUAGUAUUUAAAGCACUCUUAAAAAUAUUUUAUUUUUAUGAUAAUAAUAAAUAUAGCUGAAUUAUUUAUAAGACGAAAUAAAAUAAUUUCAAUAUUUAACAAUUUAAAUAGUCUAAAAAAAUUAACUAGCA